Molecule: messenger RNA, 1054 nt
Organism: Theobroma cacao (cacao)
Lineage: Eukaryota; Viridiplantae; Streptophyta; Magnoliopsida; Malvales; Malvaceae
Source: RefSeq, a predicted model, not a curated record
UGGAGAUAUUUGCCUCAGAAUAUCUUUUCAGCUUUGGAAGAUCAACAAAUCAACAACCCUUAUUUUGAGUCAAUGAGAGUACAUUCUCCAAUCUAGAAGAAUUAACAUUGGAGCGGAAUCGUAUUAUGAAAAAGAUAUGGGAUGGACAACUUAGAGCAGAAUGUGACGAAGUGAAAAAAUGCAUUGUUCUUGCCCGAUUGAAGUAUUUGAAACUAAGCUAUCUACCAACUCUGGCUAGCUUCUGCUUAGGGGAUCAAAUCUUUGAAUUCCCUGCCCUAGAGAAAAUGAUUGUGACAAUUGUCCAAAGAUGAAGAUUUUUUGCCAAGGAGAUUUAAGCACACCACAACUGCAAGAAGUAAUAUCCAUAAACUUUGAAGGUAAAGAAAUAGGGUGGUGGGAAGGCGAUCUUAAAACUACUAUAAAAUGGAUGUUUGAAGAAAUGGUUGGAUACUGCAAUUUAAGACUCUCUGAUACUUUUGAGUUGAUGGAGAUAUGGACAAACAAUCCUCAAAGAAUUCUACCCUUCAAAUAUCUUGAAUUUUUAGAAGUUUAUGAUUGUAGCACCUUGAGGUACCUUUUUACACUUUCCAUGGCUUUGGGCCUACCACAACUUCGUGCGCUGAACGUAAAAAAUUGCAUUGUGAUGGAACAUAUCAUCAUAGAGGAAGAACCAGAUGAACAAGUAGCAAAUAUGACUGUGUUCCCUCUGCUAUGGUCUGUAACUCUUGAAUCUUGCGCAGACUUGGCAAGUUUCUAUCAAGGAAGUAAAUUACUGGAAUUUCCAUCCUUGGGAAUACUUAAAGUGGUUGGUUGUCCCCGAAUGCUUGCAUUUGCAUCUGCAUUUUCAAGAGAGCAAAGAACAGAAAUGAUUGAUGAUAUUGACGGAGGAAAUACAACAAGGCUUUUCAAGGGAAUUACCGAUAGUGUCUUUUUCGAUAAUGUGGUGGCAUUCCCUCGUUUAUAUUCUUUACGAGUCGAAGGCAUGGGGAAAUGGAGGAAAAUAUGGGAUGAUAAUGUCACUGUGAAUUCAUUUUGUGAAUUGGAAUUCCUCUAG